Danaus chrysippus (African queen) is the source of this 702-nucleotide messenger RNA. NCBI's taxonomy places the organism in Eukaryota, Metazoa, Arthropoda, Insecta, Lepidoptera, Nymphalidae. The record is from the annotation of a GenBank genome assembly.
AUGAAAUCAGUGCUCCUUACUUUAGCCUUCAUUGGCAUCGUUGCCGCCGGUCCCGCCGGUCGCUUCAUUAAUGUUGGACCUGCUAUUGUUGAUCCCGUUGAUGUCGGACCUGUCAUCAUCGACGAAUCCCCCAUUGAUGUUGGACCUGUCAUCAUCGACGAAUCACCCAUCGAUGUUGGACCCGUGAUCAUUGAUGAAGCCCCCAUCGAUGUCGGACCUGUGAUCAUUGAUGAAGCCCCCAUCGAUGUCGGACCUGUGAUCAUUGAUGAAGCCCCCAUCGAUGUUGGACCUGUGAUCAUUGACGAAUCACCAAUCGAUGUUGGACCCGUGAUCAUUGACGAAUCACCAAUCGAUGUUGGACCUGUCAUCAUUGACGAAUCACCCAUCGAUGUUGGACCCGUGAUCAUCGACGAUGCACCAAUCGAUGUUAACCCUGUUAUCGUUGAUCCCAAGCAAAGACCUCUGGUCCAAGUCAUCAUUAACGUCAAUUCCAAAAGCCAACCCGAAGUUUCUCCGAUCGAUGUUGGUCCCGUUAUUAUUGACCCCAUUCCAGAACCUCAACCAGAACCUCAACCAGACCCCAUAAUCAUUCCCGAACCAGUAUUCCCUGAACCUCAACCAGAGCCAAUCGUCAUUCCUGAACCAGUAUUCCCUGAACCUCAGCCCUCUCCCGUCAUCCAAGAAGCCGAAGCUCUUAACUAA